Rotaria sp. Silwood1 is the source of this 4188-nucleotide messenger RNA. NCBI's taxonomy places the organism in Eukaryota, Metazoa, Rotifera, Eurotatoria, Philodinida, Philodinidae. The record is from the annotation of a GenBank genome assembly.
AUGAUUACAACAAAAGCAGAUAAACUCUUAAAAAGGUUAAUUGAUGCAGGUUUAUCAUUAACAGAUUUUACUAUAUUAGCAAUAAAAAUUAUGCGUAUUCAGCGAGAUUUUAAAACAGAUAAUGAAGAUCGACGUCAACGAGAUUAUUUACGUCAACAAAAUAAAUUACGUGAACAAUAUCAUAUUGAACAACAACUUAAAGAAGAAGAACAACGUAAAAUAAAAGGUCUUGUAAAAUUACGAGAAUUAGGUUAUGUAACGGGUGAUGAUACAUCUCAAAUGCCAAAUAAUAAUACAACAGAUAGUAUUGAUCAAUAUUCAAUAAAUCAUAUUGGAAAUAAAGAUACUAAUAAAACAAAAACUGAUCAAUUAUUAUUGCCAUAUUCAAAAGAAAUAAAUGACAUGAAACAAAGACAACGUGAUUGUUGUUUAACAUUUAAUAUUGAUUAUGAUCUUCGAUUACAUCAACAAGCUCUUGAACGAGCUUGUAGAAGAGCUAAACGAAAUAUUUAUGAGCUUCGGGCUGAACGUUUUAAUCGUCCUGAAUAUCGAUCUCUUUUGUCAGUUGAAACAACAACAUCUCAUAGUAAAUUGAAACAAGCAAUACGUGAAAUAAAUAAAAUGUUUAUUGAUACUAAAUCAAAUCAAGAUAAAAGACAUUUACAAGAAUUAUUAACAUAUAUUAAUCAAUUUGAAGGUGAUAUUGAUUUAUUGAUGUGUCAAAUGCAAUAUGAACCAAGAGUAAAAGAAACCAUUUUAUUUUCAUCAGUUACGAAUGAUAUACUUGAUCGAAUGAAUCUUAUUCUCUAUUGUGCACGUACAUUAUCAGAAAAAAUUUCAAAUGAUGAUAAUAUAGAUGAAAUAAAUGAAAAUAUUUCAAAAGAAAUUAAUAAUGAUUUAUUAAAUAUUCCAACUAAAAUAACUUAUAUAAUAAAAAUAAAAACAAAUAAUGAUAUAAGUUCAUCAUUAUCAAAUGAUAUACAAGUAAAAAUUAAAUUAUAUGGUACAUAUAAUAAAACAUCAGAUAUAAUACUUACAGAAUCAACUAAUAAAAAUAAAUGGCAAUCAGGACAAAUUGAUUUAUUUAAUAUUGAAUUAAAUUAUUUAGGUGAUAUAUAUGCUAUUGAAAUAUGGCAUGAUAAUCAAUAUUCAUCAUGGAAAGUUGAUUGGAUUGAAAUAAUGGAUGAUGCUGCAAAUAUAUAUCGUUUUCCUUUAAAUCGUUUAUUUGAUAAAUAUUCUAAUGAGAAAAAAACUCAUUUUAUUAUUCAACGUGAUAUUGGUCCUGUCAAUCAUUUACCAUCAAAACCUUUUAAACAAAUAAAACCAUAUAAAAAAAUUGGUUUUUCAACAUAUACCAUACAAGUUAAAACAGGAAAACAACCAAAUAAAGUUACAGAUUCAUCAAUAUUUAUACAACUGAAAGGUGAAAAUGGAAGUUUUGCUGAUAAUUUAUCUAGUGCAAAUUCAGCUUUUAAAAAUUCUGUAUUUGAACCUGAUCAAUUAGAUACAUUUUAUUUUAUUUGGCCAUAUUUAGCAAAAAUAAAUUCUUUACAAUUACUUGUUCAAUCUGAUGGUAUACAACCAUUAUGGUUUUGUGAAUAUAUUAUUGUUCAAGAUGAUCAAACAGAUAAUCAAUAUAAAUUUAUAAUUAAUCAAUUAUUUGAUGGUUCAAAUCCGGAUAAUCGAAAUUUAAUAAGACAUUUAACUGUAUAUCCAGAAAAUACAAAUCAAAUAGAUACUAAUAAAGAAAAAGAAAAACCUGGUUAUUUAAUAAAACUUAAAACUGGUGAAAAAGGUUUAUCGAAUAUGUCAACAUUACCACCGAUUAAUAUAAUCUUGAAAGGUGAAAAAGGAACAUCUGAACCAUAUACAUUAAAAUCAUUAGAUAAUAAAAGAAUAUUAUUUCAAGAGAAUCAAACAGAUGAAUUUCUACUUUCAUCAAAAUAUUAUGUUGGUCCAAUAAAAUCUUUACAAUUAUCAGCAACUGGUGAAAUUGAUAAAUGGUUUAUUGAAACAAUUAUUAUACGAGAUAUUACACAAGGACAAGAUUAUAUUUUCUCAAUAUAUAAAUGGAUUAAUACAGAAGAUGGAAAAAAUAAUUUAAAUGUUCAACCGAUUAAUGAACGAAAAGCAGAUUAUAUAAUUUAUACUCGAACAAUAGCAAGUGAAUUAAAAGGACCUGAUCGAGCAAUAAAAUUAUUUGUUCAAGGAAAUAAAGGCAAACAAGAAAUUGAAUUAAAUAAUCCAAUAACAAUGUAUAAUACAUUUCAACCUGGACAUAAAGAUCAAUAUUAUAUUGAAAAUAUGAAAUCAUUAGGUGAUUUACAAUCAAUUGAAGUUGAUAUAACACAUCCAAAUAUUCAUAAGCUUGGACUUGAUUAUAUUGAAAUCAAUGAUUUAAAAACUAAUGAUUCAUAUAGAUUCAACAUCAAUCGUAUGCUCGAUUCCAAAAGUCCAAAAAUGAUUGCAAAAGCUGAACCAAUUCCACGAUUCAUUAAAAAUACAACAUCAACAAAAAUGAGUCACAAUCGACUUUCAUUACCUAAUAUUCCAAGUACGAUAUCAGCUAAGAAAAAUUUUGAUCAAAUAAUAAUGGAUAUGCCUCAAGGAGCUAAACCAUCAAUAAAUAAUAAUUUUACAGUUUCAAUCAAAACCGGUGAUUCAAGUUUAAUGGGUACAGAUUCUAAAGUUCAAUUACAAUUAUAUGGAGAUAAAGGCAUAUCACAAAAGAUUGAUCUCAAUCAAUCUGAAAUAAAUUCAAAGAAUUUAUUUGAAAAAGAUAAUUAUGAUACAUUUUCUUUAAAUAUUCCUGAUAUUGGAAAUUUAAAAUCAGCGACUCUUUCUAUUGAUGGAAAACUCAAAACUGAAUGGUCAAUAUCAACAUUUGAAAUUAUUGAAGCAAAUUCAAAAAAAAAUUAUAAAGCUAAUAUAAAUAAAAAAUUAAGUAAUCUAAAUAAUGAAUUAAUAAUUCAUUUAAAUGAGUAUUCAACUAAUUUUAUUCAUCAUAUGAAUAAAUCUUUAAUAAAUAAUUUAGAAGAAAAUUUUUAUAAAAUAAAUAUAAAAAUCAAUAAGAAUGAAUUUCUUAAUCAAGAUAUUUCACUUCAAAUUGAAUUAAUUGAUGAAUAUGAACAAUCAGAAAAGAUCAUACUUAAUCAAAUAGAUAAUAAUCAAAUUCAUACAUUUACUAUUGAUUCAAUAAAAGAUCUUGAAAAAUUAAAGAAUAUCAAACUUUCAUUAAUUGGAUCGAAUUUAAAUAAAGAUACUUUAUAUCAACCAGAAUUUAUUGAAAUAUUUCAUUCGAAAAGCAAUAAAACCUAUCGUGUCGAAUAUACUGAAGAUGAUGUUCUUAAUUCUAAUAAAAAUGAAUUAAUUAAAUCCAUACAAUGUCUUUCUGAUAUAAAUAUGCGCGAGACAACACAACCACAAGGAACAAUUCCAUCAACAAUAAUAAAUUCUACAAAUCAAUCAAUGAUAUCACCAUAUGAAAAAUUACCUGAAAAUAUUCUCUCAGAAAAUGAUGAAGAAGAUUCCUUCGUACUAAAUGAUACAAAUCCUUCAUUAAAUUCUCAAAAUCUUGUUCAAGAAAUAAAUUCAUUAUCAGAAAAAUUAACAAAUAGUUCAAGUAGACAAAUUCGUCCAGGUGAUCGUGUUAAAACUAAAAAGAAAAAGAAAUUUAUUGAUCAUCAAACAAUAUCAUCGUCAUAUGAAUCGAAUUCAUAUCGUCGAUCAAUUGAAACCAUUCAAGAAUAUCGAAAUCGAACUAAACCAAUACAAUUAAUUAAUAAUAGACAAAAUUCACAAACAAAAUUUGAUCAACAACAAACAAGUCUUCUUAGAAACAGACUUCAUGAUGAAAAUCAAAAGAUUAAUCGUCAAUUAUCCCAACAUAAGAAUAUGAAUUCCCGUGAAAAUUUAUUACCAAAUAAAAUUUCAUCACGUUCAUUAAAACAACAAAAAAUAAUAAAGAAAAAUAAGAUAUCUAAUCAUUUAUCACUAUCAAAAUUAUCGUCAAACACUCAACAAUAUUUAAAUCAAUUACAAACAAAAAUGAUGGAUGUCAAAAUUCGAUCAAAUUCUAAUAUAUUUGACAAAAGUCAAAGCAAAAGAAAAGGAAAUAGAAAUUUACAUGCACAGCAAUUAUCAAUCAAUAAAAAACUAAAUAAUAAUCGUUAUAAUUAUGAAAAGUAA